Molecule: messenger RNA, 1885 nt
Organism: Morus notabilis
Lineage: Eukaryota; Viridiplantae; Streptophyta; Magnoliopsida; Rosales; Moraceae
Exons: 4
Coding region: 257-1633 (458 amino acids)
Source: RefSeq, a predicted model, not a curated record
CAUUUAUAAAAUCUGAAAGUCCGACCCCUAGAGUCUCUCGCUUCUCCCUGCCUCUUCACUCUCUUACGCUCCCUUCUUACAAACACCCAAAUCCCUCUAUAUCUUUCUCUCUCUACUGUUUCCUCUCACUCUCUCUCUCUCUCUCUCCUCAGAAAGCCCCCGUCGGCACAAAACCCUUACCCCUCGCCACCACCGCCUACUGGUGGUGCUCCGCCGAUCGACGCGAAACCCUAAGAAACCUCUUCGGACGACGGAAAUGGCGGCCACGGAAGUCUCAGACGGACCCGUCCUCAGCCUCAUCAACAAGCGCCUCCGAGCCCUGCGCAAGAAGCUCAACCGCAUCACGCAAAUGGAGGAGGCGAUCUCUCAGGGCAAGCCGAUCAACAGGGAGCAAGAGGAGGUCCUCCGCUCCAAGCCCGGUGUCUCCGCUCUCAUCGACGAGCUCGAGAAGCUCCGACAGCCUAUCGCCGACGCCGUCGCCGAGGAGGUCAGCCUUGCUGUGCAGCUCCACCAGGUCUCCUCCCUCUCCGACGCCGAUCGCCAGGAGAAGCCCGACGAGCCUGAGACGGCUGUGCCGGAGCCCGAUCGCCGCGAGGCAGAGGUCGAGGACCUCCUGAAUCUGCUCUACUUUGGGUCGCUGUUCGACGUCAAGCCGCAGAGCGACUUCACGUCGACGAUGCUCACGAGGACUCACGAGCGAGGGUGUUGCCUGACCUACGAUUACGUCACCGAUGACGCCACCGAUCUGCUCGGCGAGAGGGACUUGGAUUUGAUCUCCAAGUUGGGAGGGUUGUUGAUUUCGCGGCCGGUGGAUUCGAGUUUGUCCCACAAGAACGCCUUGCAGAGGUGCUUGGAGCACGCCAAGCUUUGGCUCGCCAACUCCGACCAGCUCAUUGAGCCUAAUGCUAAUAGCACUUACUCGGGCUUGAGAGAGAGGCUGAACAAGAUAAUGGCGUCGGACUACUUCACCACCACGCCUGAGAUGAAAGCUCCCGUGGAAGUUGCUGCUGCUGCUGGGAAUUAUGCGCCUUUCCAGGUGCCGAUUCACAGCUCCGUUUCGUCAGUAGCGGUGGAGGGCUCCGUUUCAUCAGUAGCGAUGGAGGGCUCCGUUUCGUCACUAGUGGUGGAGGGCUCCGUUUCGCAAUUCGAACAGGACGAAGGCACAACAGAUUUUCAAGGACAUGAAAUAGGCGAGAAUCAAUCAAGCACUGUGGAGGAGGUUCAUAAGGACGACGAACCAGAGACCGAAAACCCUUCAGAGGCUGUUCCAGUUGAACAAGAACAAAUCAGACCAGAAACAGAAAUAGAGUACAGUCAGAGAGAUGUUGAAUCGAAAGAGCAGCAGUAUGUUCCUCGCAGGCCCUAUCAGAACCAAAGAGGUGGAGGUCGUGGCGGCGGCGGCGGCGGCGGUCGUAGGGGUUACCCCAAUGGCCGUGGUGGCCGAGGAAGUAGCAGAGGAGGUGGACCCUACCAGAAUGGCCGUAACCAGUAUUAUGACCAGCCCGGAGGUUAUUAUCAGAGGAAUUACUAUAACAAUAGGGGAAGGGGUGGAAGAGGUGGGGGGCCCUCUUACAACAAUCAUGGCUCAGUUCAAGACGGUCAAAUGUCUGCCAGCGUUGGGGUUGGGUCAUGAUUUUCCUGUAAGUUGUUGAUAGGGAUGACUCUUUCUAGCUUUUUUUUUUUAUGUGGGUGGUGAAUCUUUUGAUGCUUUGCCUGAAAGAUGAUCUGAAAUGUGGGUUGCUUUUAACGAGCUCAUCAUCCAGGACUCUUUUUGUAGUUCAGUUAAAUUAAGGAUUCCAAUCAGAAACCAUGCAAAAGGAAAAAUAUUUUUGUCGUUUCUUUUGAGACCUGUUCUUCUCUGAUUUAUCCUGUCUGCAAAAGGAAA